AAAUCCGAUGCUUACAGAUUGAGUCUCAUUGGUCCGACAGACCCCACUCUUUUACAGUCGGGCGGAUCAUCAUGAUGCAGCGCAAGUAUACCUUAUUUCACCGCUAAUCUCCGUGACCUACUCCGAGGCUGUGAGUAUAUCAUGUACCAUGCUGGCAAUACCAUGCCAUCUAUUCAAUAGUUCCCGCUACCUGGAUCCUUACAUCGAGUCAUCCUUAUCAUGGCAUACCAAAAAGCAGUCAUCAUCACCGCACCGCAACAUGCACAACUGGUCCACGACCGGCCCAUUCCCAAGUUGCGGGAUGACUGCAUCCUAGUCAAAACCAUCAGUGUCGCCCUGAACCCCACCGACUGGAAACAUAUCGACUACCUCGCCAGCCCCGGGGUACUUGUCGGGUGCGACUACGCCGGCACCGUGGAGGACGUCGGCAAAGCUGUUAAGAAACCAUUUGUCAAAGGCGAUCGCAUCUGUGGAUUUGUACACGGAUCCAAUGCCGUGCAGCCAGAGGAUGGGGCGUUCGCGGAAUACAUUGUCGUCAAGGGGGAUCUCCAGUACAGGAUCCCUGAGAGCAUGUCCUUCGAAGAGGCGGCAACAUUAGGCUUAGGAGCUAUCACUGCCGCUCUGGGCCUCUACCAGAGCCUUCGCCUUUCACUACCCACGUCUCCAGCGCAUGAGAAACUCCCGGUGUUGGUGUACGGAGGAUCAACAGCGACCGGGACCUUGGCGAUCCAGCUUGCCAAGCUAUCGGGGUAUACUGUUCUGACGACUUGUUCUCCUCGUCACGCCGAUCGAGUGAAGUCCCUGGGUGCGGACGCGGUUUUCGACUACAACGAUCCCGAUGCCGCCAACGCAAUCAGAAAGUAUACCAACGACAGCCUUACUCUGGCUUUCGAUACCGUGUCCGUCGAAAGCAGUGCCAGAUUCUGCGAUAUGGCUCUUUCUUCGCAGGGGGGAGAUUAUAGCUCCCUGCUACCGAUCGCAAUUGAACGGGAGAAUGUACGCGAUCGAGCCACGAUGGCCUACACUGCGUUCGGUGAGAGAUUCAUCUUUGGAUCCAAAGAGAUUCCUGCGCGGCCCGUCGAUAGAGAAUUUGCGGAAGCUUUUACGGCUAUCUUCGAGGAGUUGCUGGCGAGCGGCAGGAUCAAGCCCCAUCCGGUUCGCGUUGGCGAUGGCGGGCUAGAUGGUGUUUUGGACGGGCUGCAGCUGUUGAGGGAAGGAAAGAUUAGUGGCGAGAAGCUUGUUUACGAUCUCACAAGAAACUGAUUUUGGCUUCAUCACAAUACCCAGUAUCUUAUGUCAAAGUCUCUAAUCCUCAG
Messenger RNA from Aspergillus brunneoviolaceus CBS 621.78, 1316 nucleotides. Its product is annotated as zinc-binding alcohol dehydrogenase family protein. The transcript has a single exon. Gene Ontology annotation, molecular function: oxidoreductase activity, acting on NAD(P)H. Bases 220 to 1263 code for a protein of 347 amino acids. The record is from RefSeq and is a predicted model, not a curated record. NCBI's taxonomy places the organism in Eukaryota, Fungi, Ascomycota, Eurotiomycetes, Eurotiales, Aspergillaceae.